This is a messenger RNA of Thyridium curvatum, 2805 nucleotides long. RefSeq lists its product as uncharacterized. The record is from RefSeq and is a predicted model, not a curated record. Lineage: Eukaryota; Fungi; Ascomycota; Sordariomycetes; Thyridiales; Thyridiaceae. Gene Ontology annotation, molecular function: iron ion binding; monooxygenase activity; heme binding. The transcript has 6 exons. Bases 1 to 2805 code for a protein of 934 amino acids.
AUGAAUCGUGGGCAAGACAAUCCUGACGGCCAACGGCAACGAUGGCCUGCCGGCGGCCCUGUCGGCAAGAUGGUGCGAGGCAUUGCGGCCGGGAUAGGUCUUGCGUCCGAGACCUACCACCACCACAAAGCGAAUAAAGCCUCCAAAACGCAGGCGGGAAGGGACGCCGACAGUGAUACCGCGAUGGUGGCCCAGGAUGAAGCCGAACAGCGCCAUGACGCUCACUUGUUACAAGAAGUGGAUGAGGUUGCCUGGGAGUUGGAUGAAGCACAAGACCAAGUAACGGGCCAAUCAUCCGAGCCACAUGCAGCUACAGAAGAGGAGGUCACUGGGCUUGCCGACUCGUUUCUCGACACUCAUGCUCAGGCCCCGGCGUAUUCCCCAGGCCAACUAUCUCUUCCCGUCGUCAUCACCCAACGGCGCCCUGGGUCUCGCACAAAAGGAUUUGUGCGCGCCUACUCACCCGUUCUUGCCGAUGUGGGCAUUGACCAGGCUACAUUCCUCGACUUUCUGGACAAGCUCAACAAAUCCGUCCAACCCAGCCCUUGGAUUCAAGCUAUAAACUUGGCUGGAUUGGCGGGGAACGCAGUGCCUUUGCCCUUCAGUAUUCUUAUCAGCGUUGCUGUGAAGAAGACAACCGAUGCAGCUGGUGAGCUUCACAGUCGGUCAAAGACCAAUCGCUUUCUCGACAGGGUCAAUGAGUCAUUCUUCGCGCCUCGGGGGCUGGUGGCCCUGGUUAUGACUUGGAAGCCCAGCCAGAAAGCCAACAUGUUCACACGGGCCGAGUUUGACAUGCAGUCAUCGAUUGCGACUGCUGCGGAUGGCAGUAAGUCGCGUCGAAUGUUUGAGAGCUCGAGUGGUGCUACCUCGUUCGAGUGGCCUGAGACAGCGCCGCUUGUAUUUCCUGCUCUCGAUGAGCUGGCGGACGCUGAGGACAACGAUGAUGGCGCCGCCAAGGUCAAGAAGCAGUCAGCCAUCAAACGCAGUGGUAAAUUCGUCGGCGAAUACAUGGACAAGAGAGCCAGGGCCAAGUGGGCAGGGGAAAACCCCGAUAGCAGCAUGGCCAAUGCUACAGGCCAAGAGACAUUUUCGUCUCGAUAUGCCGAUCCCAACCACCCUGCUAGUAGUGGAGAUCCCAUCGCGUUGUUAACGGGAGGAUCUCUCCAAGCAGGACUGGGAAGAAACAUCCGGGGCAGUCCAGCAAAUGAUGCGCGAAGUGGUCUCCGCGGCCGUCAUGGCCUUGUGGGGCUUGGACGAGGGCGGGGACGGGGACAGCUCAGGAGCGGAGAAGGCUCCAGCGGAGGUAGGGGUGGCCUUCUUGGCAGUGGAAUCGGACCUCUCAGCUUGGUGAGCGGUGCUCGAAAGCUUUUGCAAGAUGACGUGCUUUACCUCAUGAUUGUGCAACGGCCGACUGAAGAGCAGAUGGCGGAGGCAAUGACUUACAUGAACUCUGUCCGGAAACAUGAGCUCUAUGGCCCGAUCAGCUCAAUCAAGGUGUUGGGACAGCUCAUAAUCAUUCUUCACGAAAAGCAGGCCGUCAUCGACAUCUUGGAGACACGUGCUCUUAAGACCGCCUCGAGGCCUCACUUGGUCUUUGCUAACGAUGUAGUGGGUUACAAGGAUAUCAUGGGCAUGAUGCCGUACAAUCGAAGGUUUCGGUUGCACCGCAAGCUUACGGCGACCCAAACUAGCAGCAAGUCAAUCACUCGCUUUGCACCUGCCCAAGAGCUAGAGGUUUCGCGGUUCCUGAGUCAACUGCUAGCCGACUCCGAAUCAGGCUCCGAUAACCUGCAGGAUCAUCUCAACCGACUAUCUGGGUCCAUAAUGCUCCGCGUUCUAUACAACUAUGAGACGCGACCAGGAGAGAACGAUCCGUUCGUCAACAGAGCGAACCAGGUGAUGGAGGAAUUCUCCAAAGCUACAAGUCCUGGUGCCUGGGUGGUAGAUCUGAUCCCAUGGCUCCGCCACCUUCCAGAGUGGGUUCCAGGGACCGGUUUCCAGAAAACAGCCAAAAUUUGGAGAAAUCAUCUCAUGCAUUCUGUCGAGGACCCUUACAACUAUGUGAGAGAGCAAAUGGCCAAAGGCAAUGACAACGUUUCUUAUGUUGCCGGCCUAAUCAAAGACGUCCAUCGACACAUCGACGCAGAGGAAGAAAGUGUCAUCAGCUGGUCUGCGGCCUCCAUGCUCAAUGCAGGUACUGAUACGACCAGUGCUGUUCUUUUCUCCUUCUUCCUCGCUAUGGUGCUCAGCCCUGACGUCCAGAAGUCAGCUCAGGAGGAGAUCGACCGUGUAGUGGGGCAAUCUCGACUGCCAUCAUUCGAGGACAAAGCCAAUCUCCCUUACGUACAGGCCAUGGUCCAGGAAACGCUGCGCUGGCACACGCUGGCACCCAUGGGAUUUCCCCACCUGACCACAGAGGAUGACAGCUACAACGGCUAUUUCAUACCCAAGAAUACCCUUAUUAUGCCUGCUGCUGCCGGGCUUGCGCACGAUCCUGCUGUAUAUCACAGUCCGGGAGACUUCCAGCCAGGUAGAUUCCUCGAGCCUCACAACGAACCACCUGCAUCCGAUGUCGUGUUUGGAUUUGGGCGGAGAGCCUGCCCCGGAAGACAUAUCGCCGAACAGACACUGUUUCUUGCUAUUGCUCAAACAUUGGCGGUGUUCCACAUUCGAAAACCAGUUGACGAGAAUGGAAAUGAUAUCAAAGUGGAAUAUCAUAUGCUACCGGGCGUCAUCUCUCGCGUCAAACCUUUUCCGUACUCAAUCACAGUCCGGAGUGACAAGCGCCGGAGCUUGAUAAAGUAG